Paraglomus occultum is the source of this 897-nucleotide messenger RNA. NCBI's taxonomy places the organism in Eukaryota, Fungi, Glomeromycota, Glomeromycetes, Paraglomerales, Paraglomeraceae. The record is from the annotation of a GenBank genome assembly.
AUGUCAUCCGCUCAGGAUGAGGAUGCAACGUUAGCUCUCUCCUCUGUCUCAGGCAUUCUCUUAAACGUCCUUAUACCACUUCAGUCCAAUGCCAUUGAUCCAGUUGAUGUGGACUCGCCAGAAGAUUCUGAAUUCGAGAAAUCCCUCUGCGCUGUAUGGGAUUUGUCGAGUAUUCAUGACUAUGCAAGGAUUUUCAUCAAUGAAGCACAGGUGCAUCGGAUGGUAUUGAAGGCAAUUAGUAUUACACGGAGGGUGAGAACGGAAGAAUUGGUUAUGGGAAUACUGGCAAAUGUUGCUUGUUUUAUGGAUACGGCGACUGUAAUCGUUAAUGAUGAGGAUGUGACGACGGUGCUUGGGAGAAUAAUUACUGGGAGUGCAGACGGAAGGGUGCUAGUCGAAAGCCUAAGACUUCUGAGGAAUUUGUUAACAAACUGUUCGAACAAUUACAAAAUAAUUGUUGGAGACAUUAGUUCAUAUUCAAUCAUCAAUCAAAUACUCUUCUUCGUAUACAACACAAUGAAUACCGAGUUGCUUUCAUCUGCGAUAGAAACCAUGAAACUACUCAUAUCAACUCAACCUGAAUUGUUUAUUAAUAAACAGGAAGAACUAAAUAAUCUAUUUCGCUGGAUAUGUGAUAGACUGGAUUCAUUCGAAUUCACAAAGGAGACGAGCAGCACUAUAAUAAGUUUUCUUAUCGAGUUGGUUGAUACCAACGUAAUUGAGCAUACCAAAGAUGACAUGUCCAAAAUAUUUAAAUAUUAUGAACAAGCACUGCACGAGUUCUCGGACGACGAAGAGAUAACAAACAUGGUGUACAAACUAAGAUCAAUGACUUUAGACUCAUCUGAGGAACUAACAUUUAAACCUGAUGCUGUCUUUCCCCAAUCUGAAGACUGA